AUGGAAAGUACAGUAACUGACUUCCCAGGUAACGGGAUUGUCAAUGUUACUUAAAAUACUCAUUUUGAUUAAGAAGAAAUUUCAAAAUAAAUGAAUGUUUAAUCAAUAACAUGAAUGUUGUCUUGAUCGCAGCCGAUCUUUAUCUGAUAUACAAACUCGAGCCGAAGGCGAAAUGUUUUAACUAGUGCUAAAUAUGAGAAAUUAGUGUCCAGACCUAAAAUGAAAACUAGGUUGUUGGGGAAAAACAAUAAAUAGAAACUGUUAGAAAGACCAAAUUAAAAACACGAGAGAGUUGUAAAAUACUUUGAAUUAAUAAUACAUUUGGAAGCCUUGAAAUGUUUAAAUUAGACUUAUGCCUGUAUUCUAAAAGCUCACUCACAAUCACACUCAAUGAGUGGAGGUUCAAUCUGAGCUUCCCUUGAGUGUCAAUGCUGUUUUGAAUAGCUGGAGGGCUAGUGUCGUACCUUACUAUGUAACUACUUACCCUUCAGCUAUCCAAAAACAGCAUUGACACUCAAGGGAAGCCGCACUCAGAUUGAACAUCCACUCAUGCAUUGAAUGUGAGUGAGCUUUUAGAAUACAGGCGAUAGACUCAUGCCAUAGUGAUAUCACAUUAUUACUUCCUAUAAUAAUUGAAAUCUAAUAGGAAAAAUAUAGCAGUUUAGAAUACAUUUAGCUGCAUGAUUCUAAGCCCCUUCAGUUUGGCGCCAAAUUGACUAUAGUUAUAUUAGAUAUACAACUUAAUAAUGGCCGCAGAAAGAGAAAUCAGAAAAACUCUGUCAUUUUGAAACGUUCUUAAGUUGUUGAGCUGUCUUUUUGCAAUUUUACUUCGAUGGUCAAAAUCGUUGGGAGAAAUUCUGGAAGUAUACACGCAAAAUACAACUGUAUUUUUCUAAUGUUUCUAUUUAGAUGCAGUCGAUGAAAACUAUAAUACUAAUAUUAUUGAAAUAUCUGCUACAUCAGACGACGCUCAACUUCAGGAUGAAAAUGUUGAUACUGUGAAUCAAACAGACAUCGAAAACGAAAGUAUUACUGAUGACAGAAUUGCGUCAGCAGAACAGUUAUUGACCAUGGGACGUUCUUACCAAAGGGAAGGCCGAAGUGAAGAGGCCAUCUGCAAAAGCUACGAAGAAGGGAUUCAAAUUGCGAAUGAAACAGAUCACGAUAACAUCAAAUCAAAAACUUAUCAACAUUUGGGAAAUGUAUUUACUGGAACGUCUGAAUAUAAGAAAGCAAUCGAGUAUUAUCAGAAAGCACGUAAAAUAUCUCCAGACCUCGAGGGAGAUGAGAUAGAAGUAAUAGCAUACCAAUGGCUAGGUUACAACCACCUGCAAACUGGUCAGUACCAAGAAUCCAUAGAGUAUUACAACGAAGUGAUAAAACUUGCUUCACAGCUUGGAUGCGAAACGAGAGAGGUCAAUGCUAGCAUAGGGUUGGGAAGUGCGUUCAGUUAUAUUGGGGACUUUAAAUCCUCAGAAGAGUAUUUCUUAAAAGCCAUCACAAUGGCAAAACAGCUCAGGCACGAAGGUGUUGAAAGAAUAGCUCAUACAAACCUAGGACAUGUACAAUACAAGAGUUGUCAGUUUGAUGCAGCUAUCAAAUCUUAUCUCAAAACUCAAGAAAUUUCUCUUGACCUUGGUGAUAGAAAAGAAGAAGCCAACGCCUGUCUCAUCCUCGGUGACACCUUUCAACAACUGAAGCAACACCAAAAGGCGCUAAAUAUUAAUAAAGAAUUGAAAGAUAAAGAAGUGCAAGCGAAUGCAGUCCAGAGAUUAGGGUCUAUUUCUUUCAACAUUGGUGAAUACGAAGAAGCUCUUAAGUACUCCAAAAUUCUUGUGAAAUUGAUACAAGAACCAGAUUAUCGUGGAAUCAAGCAAGCUCUUGCUCAGAAAAGAUUGGGAAUGUGUUAUGCUUACCUUGGAAGAUUCGAAGAAGGUCUAACAUGUUUUAAAAAAGGCUUUGAAAUUAGUUUGUGAUCAUUCUGAGAAAGCUGUAGAGGGAAUUAUUAACGAAUGGUGCGGAUACUGCUGCCGCUUUAUUACUGGUAGAGAUCAAGAAGCAAUAACAUUUUAUGAGAAAACGAAAACAAUUGCCAAACAAGUUGGAAAGAAAUAUGAAGAAUACCGUUCAAAUCAAGCAAUUGGAAAUAUACUAAGUAAUACGGGUGAUUAUUUGAAAGCGAAAGAAUAUUACGAACAAGCGAUGGACAUUGCCUUGGAACUAAGCGAUAAACAUUGUGAAGCAACGUCAUGUUUAAAUUUGGCAUCAGUUUGUAGUAAAGAUUAUGAUUACGACAUGGCGAUGAAAUGGUAUGAGAAGGUAUUGGAUAUUCUUGGAGCAGAGCCCAAUGAUCACCUCUUGUAUGAGAAGGCUCUUACUGGCUUGGGAGUUACCCUCGUCAAUCUUGGAGAUACCAAAAAGGCAAUUAAAUUGAUCCAAGAAGCUCAAACAUUUGCAAAGAACAAAAACGACACAGGUCAUUAA
Paramuricea clavata is the source of this 2484-nucleotide messenger RNA. The record is from the annotation of a GenBank genome assembly. Lineage: Eukaryota; Metazoa; Cnidaria; Anthozoa; Malacalcyonacea; Plexauridae.